UCCAAAACCAAAAACAGAGCAAACUCUGUCUCUCUCUCUCACUCACUCUCAGUAAUUCUCCGCCCAGUUUCGGCUUCACUUUCGCCGAAGCUGAAACCUCCGCAUCGUAAACUUCACAACAACCAUAAAACCUUUUUUCCAUUCUCUCGACUGUCAGCGUCUUCCACCGUCGACGACAUGCGACUCCACUAAUCAUCCACAACCAGGCAAAUCUAUGGACGAACCAGCUCAACUUGAGAUUGAUAAUGGUGAUGAAAAUGAGAUGCCCACGUUGAUUAUUGACGAUAAAAGUCUCAGCAUUGCCGAGAGACGGGCCGCAAAAUGUGGGUUCAAUGCUGAGAGGAUCCAUACGGCCGCCGGUCCCGUUGGUUCGAGUUCGUGCUCGCCGGCGGCAUUGUCGCCGUGCCUCACUAUUCCACCUGGAAUUAGCCCCACCGCGUUGCUUGAUUCCCCCGUUAUGUUGCCCAAUUCUCAGCUAUCUCCCACUACUGGAACUUUUCUACUGCCGCCUUUUAAUCAUGAAAGUUCACUGUCAAAUACAUUGAAUCCUGCAGAUGAGGACAGGUGUGGUAGUUCAGGUUCCUUCUUCAGAUUCAAACCGCAUGGGAUGCCAGAUUCUCUACCAGACUUUUCUAGUUCAGAGGAUAAGGUAGUCCGUUCUCCUUCCAAUAUUGCUCAGAAAGCUGAUAUUGAUUAUCAAGCUCUUUUCACAUUGGACCUACCAAUGGAUUUUGAAUUUUCAGUGGAGGUUCCAAAAGAGAAUACUGCUAAUACUAUUGAUUCAGUUAAUGGUGCCAAAGUUUCUAACAGCAUGAUUGUGAAUGAUAAGCGUGGCAUUUUGCAACUGCAUUGUUCUGAUAGGGAUGGUGAUCUAACCUCUUUGCACAAACCCAUCCAUGGAGAGGAUGUUGGGAUGCAUCACCUUUCAGAAGUAGACCAGAAGAGCACAAACCCUUCCCUGGAGGUGGUAAAUACCUCAGAAGAUGUGUAUAAUUGGAGAAAGUAUGGGCAGAAACAGGUGAAAGGAAGUGAACAUCCAAGAAGCUAUUAUAAAUGCACUCAUCCAAAUUGUUUGGUGACAAAGAAGGUAGAGCGUUCCUAUGAUGGACAAAUUACAAAAAUCAUAUACAAGGGUGCCCAUAACCAUCCGGAACCACAGCCUAGUCGUCGACCAUUGCUUGGAUCAGCAAUUCCAUUUGAUGAAAUGUCAGAGAGAAGUGAAGGCAAAGUUGAAGACAGGAAGGAUGACAAACCUGGUUCUGACUGGCAUGCCGAUGGUCAUGAAAGGACAUCUUCUGCUUCUGUUAUUACUGAGCUUUCUGAUCCACUAUCGCCCACCCAUGUGAAAUCUUUUGGUACAUUUGAUUCUUCAGAUACUCCAGAGCUUUCAUCUACACUUGCUAGCCAUGAUGAUAAUGAUGAUGGUGGCACCCAGGGAGGCAUAUUACAUGGUGAUGAUGCCAAUGAUAAUGAAUUGCAGUAUAAAAGAAGGAAGAUGGAGAACAGUUUGCUUGAAACAAAUUUGGCAUCAAGAGCUGUUCGUGAACCUAGAGUUGUCGUCCAAAUAGAGAGUGAACUAGACAUACUUGAUGAUGGGUAUCGCUGGCGGAAGUAUGGGCAGAAAGUUGUCAAAGGAAAUCCUAAUCCUAGGAGCUACUACAAAUGCACGAGUGCCGGUUGUUUGGUCAGGAAGCAUGUGGAAAGAGCCUCACACAAUUUGAAAUGUGUUAUCACAACUUAUGAGGGAAAACACAAUCAUGAAGUGCCUGCAGCCAAGAACAGCAGUAAUGUGAAUUCAAGUGUUAAUAAUUUACUCCCAGCUGUUGGUAAUGCUCAAACAGGCUUGACAUUGCCCAGAAACACCUACGCCGCAAAGCCAGAGCAACAAAUUCAAGAUAUGGCUCCGUGUUUUGAAAGGAAACCUGAAUUUAACAAUGAAUAUUUGAGACCUGGCCUUAUUGGAAAUUUUAGUAGUGAUAUGAAGUUUGGGAUUCCAUCCAUUUACCUAAUGAAGUUUCCCCCCUUACAAAAUCCUUAUGGCUCUUUUGGACUGAACACCAACCGCGGUCUAACUCAUCAGUCUGGUUCAAUCAACACAGCUGUUCCUGAUUUCCCAUUUUCCCUGCCAUGGGUUUUCCCCUCAUCAUCAAAUCUUUCUCUACCCGGUUGUGAUUUUAAUAACAGUAAUGGAAAACCAGUAGGUCCGGUUCAAUCUUUCCUUUCCAGGCAACCGGUGAAGGAGACUGAUACGAGGUUCCUAAGACCUAAGCAGGAGCAAAAGGAUGAUACCCUUCAUGAUGCCUGCAUGCCCAUUGUUGAUAAUACAUCAUCAUCAUCUUCAUCAUCGGUUUAUCACCAGGUGAUAGGCAAUUUUCCGUCUUAAUACAUGAUUCCAAGGUAAUAAAUUUGGACUACGUCAUCGGUUAAUGACGAGGUGAUGGACAAUUUUCCAUUUUAAUACAAGAUUCGAAGGUAACAAUUUCAGACUCCGCUUGCUUUUCUCUUAAAUUAUAAGGUUUCUAGCAAUAAUACGGCUAUUACACUUUGCUUAUAUUGAUAUUGAAGCAUAUGCCAUUUUUGCAUAAAAAUUGUUUACAAUUGUAUCUACGGACCCCCUGAAGAGUAUUCAAUAUUAUCAGAAGGAAUUUAUCUUUACAGAGAGCAAAAUUGAUCAGAAGCUCACAGUCUCUCUCUCUGUUUCAUGUUUCUUCUUGCUUUUGAUUAACUCCAAAUUUAAUUACCAUUUAAAGAAUGUAAUAUUGUUAUUGAAUUUUUAUUUAUUCACCUAAGCCUUUUAUGUUUAAGUAGUAACUUAGUGAUUCUCCAUGAAUUUUUACAGAGAUGUUGCUUAAAUGAUUUGACUUCUUUUCUGAUGAUGUAUAUAUAGUUAUUCUAUUGCACUUACAUGUUUUUGCUAGUUUUUUUUAAUGCAAUGUCGGGAGCCCUACCCCCGACAUUAAGAGUA
Messenger RNA from Mangifera indica (mango), 2965 nucleotides. RefSeq names its product WRKY transcription factor SUSIBA2-like. Lineage: Eukaryota; Viridiplantae; Streptophyta; Magnoliopsida; Sapindales; Anacardiaceae. Gene Ontology annotation, molecular function: sequence-specific DNA binding; DNA-binding transcription factor activity. The record is from RefSeq and is a predicted model, not a curated record. Bases 215 to 2383 code for a protein of 722 amino acids. Gene Ontology annotation, biological process: regulation of DNA-templated transcription. The transcript is spliced from 5 exons.